AUGAAUCGCAUCAACUCCAUUCUCCUUCUCUCCGCUGUCUUCGGCGUUGCCCUGGCCCAACAUUACGGUUACGGCUACGAGAAGUAUCCGGGCUAUGAGGGAACUCGAGGCGCCUAUAAAUCUGAGGGAUACCCGGGGGCUAAACACGUGUGGGGUGGAUACGAGCAUAAGUACUACGAGCCUCACUACCAGCCCUACUACCAGUCCCACUACCAGCCCCACUAUCAACAACAUUAUCAGCCUCACUACCAGCCUCACUACCAGCCUCACUACCAGCCUCACUAUGAGCCUCAUCAUAAAAGCCACUAUCAGCCCCAUUAUGGCCAUGAUAACCACUAUGAGCAGCACCAGCCCCACUAUGAUGAGCAUCAGGAAUACCAUGCUCGCCGC
This is a messenger RNA of Mesorhabditis spiculigera, 390 nucleotides long. NCBI's taxonomy places the organism in Eukaryota, Metazoa, Nematoda, Chromadorea, Rhabditida, Rhabditidae. The record is from the annotation of a GenBank genome assembly.